ACCAAGCAAGACAUACAAAUCUGUAACACAAGAUCGGAAAUGUUUUCCAAACUCCCAGCAACAACUGCAACUUUUCUUGUAUUCUUAAGCUUGCAUAUAAGUAAAGAUCAGAUGGCUAAUGCAACCUCUAUUCGUGACAGAUGCGAAUGUGUGAAUACCAUUGACUUUGUUCCCUAUAGAAAGAUAACUUUUUUCGCUAUAACUGAAAAAUCAUCAUUUUGCAAGAACACUGAAAUCAUACUUCAUCAGAGAAAUAACAAAGAGGUUUGCCUAAAUCCAGACUCUAAACAAGGCCAGGGUCUGCAGGAAUGUUGGAGAGUAAAAAAGGACCCUGCAAGAAUUAAAACAUGUAUUCGCCAGAAAAUCAGACAAGACAGAAAGGUUAAGAAGCAAUCCUAAUGUGGAGUCCAUGGACUGUUUUCAUUACAUGCUGCAUGCUGUCUGAGUAUAAUGUACAAGUGCAUUUAAAACUAUAUAAUAUAUCCCAUGCCUUCAUAUUUUUAUACUGCAUAACUAUAAUGGUCUUUAUUUUUAUUUCACAUUUUACACCUAUACCUAUAACACUAAUAAAUUGAUUGUAUUGUU
Polyodon spathula (Mississippi paddlefish) is the source of this 585-nucleotide messenger RNA. RefSeq names its product chemokine (C-X-C motif) ligand 18a, duplicate 1 (gene cxcl18a.1). Lineage: Eukaryota; Metazoa; Chordata; Actinopteri; Acipenseriformes; Polyodontidae. Gene Ontology annotation, cellular component: extracellular region. Gene Ontology annotation, molecular function: chemokine activity; CXCR chemokine receptor binding. The record is from RefSeq and is a predicted model, not a curated record. Gene Ontology annotation, biological process: inflammatory response; neutrophil chemotaxis; chemokine-mediated signaling pathway. Bases 40 to 399 code for a protein of 119 amino acids. The transcript is spliced from 4 exons.